Messenger RNA from Oryza sativa Japonica Group (Japanese rice), 1791 nucleotides. The record is from RefSeq and is a predicted model, not a curated record. Lineage: Eukaryota; Viridiplantae; Streptophyta; Magnoliopsida; Poales; Poaceae.
GCGCGCUAUAAAUAGGAGGCGCGAGCGCAUUCCGGAGGCCACCCCCGUGCAGAAUCACACACGCCGGACUCUCCCCUUCUCUCUGUCUCGCUCCUUCGUUCGCUCGCUUUAUCCCCCCCGAAUAAAGGCGAGAAGCCGCAGCGGCGGACGAAGAAGAGGGCAGAUAGAAAUGGCGGCGGAGACGUUCCUCUUCACCUCCGAGUCCGUGAACGAGGGUCACCCGGACAAGCUGUGCGACCAGGUGUCGGACGCGGUGCUCGACGCGUGCCUCGCCCAGGACCCCGACAGCAAGGUGGCGUGCGAGACGUGCACCAAGACCAACAUGGUGAUGGUGUUCGGCGAGAUCACCACCAAGGCCACCGUCGACUACGAGAAGAUCGUCCGCGACACCUGCCGCGGCAUCGGCUUCGUGUCCGACGACGUCGGCCUCGACGCCGACCGCUGCAAGGUGCUCGUCAACAUCGAGCAGCAGUCGCCCGACAUCGCGCAGGGGGUGCACGGCCACUUCACCAAGCGCCCCGAGGAGAUCGGCGCCGGCGACCAGGGCCACAUGUUCGGCUACGCCACCGACGAGACCCCCGAGCUGAUGCCCCUCAGCCACGUCCUCGCCACCAAGCUCGGCGCCCGCCUCACCGAGGUCCGCAAGAACGGCACCUGCGCCUGGCUCAGGCCCGACGGCAAGACCCAGGUCACCGUUGAGUACCUCAACGACGCCGGCGCCAUGGUCCCCGUCCGCGUCCACACCGUCCUCAUCUCCACCCAGCACGACGAGACCGUCACCAACGACGAGAUCGCCGCCGACCUCAAGGAGCACGUCAUCAAGCCGGUCAUCCCCGACAAGUACCUCGACGAGAAGACCAUCUUCCACCUCAACCCCUCGGGCCGCUUCGUCAUCGGCGGGCCCCACGGCGACGCCGGCCUCACCGGCCGCAAGAUCAUCAUCGACACCUACGGCGGAUGGGGCGCGCACGGCGGCGGCGCCUUCUCCGGCAAGGACCCGACCAAGGUCGACCGGAGCGGCGCCUACAUCGCCAGGCAGGCCGCCAAGAGCAUCGUCGCCAGCGGCCUCGCCCGCCGCUGCAUCGUGCAGGUGUCGUACGCCAUCGGCGUCCCCGAGCCGCUCUCCGUGUUCGUCGACUCCUACGGCACCGGCAAGAUCCCCGACAAGGAGAUCCUCAAGAUCGUCAAGGAGAACUUCGAUUUCAGGCCCGGGAUGAUGACCAUCAACCUCGACCUCAAGAGGGGCGGCAACCGGUUCAUCAAGACCGCGGCGUACGGCCAUUUCGGCCGCGAGGAUCCCGACUUCACAUGGGAGGUUGUCAAGCCGCUCAAGUAUGAGAAGGCAUCUUCCUGAGGAAGAAGAUAAAGAUGAUGACCAUGAGAGGGGGGUCUCUCUCUCGCUAUCUACCUCCAUUGCCGGCCGUUGUCGGCGCCGCCGCCGCCUACCUGAUGUGUCUUUGAUCAGUAGUGACUGGUUGCUCCAUGGAAGAAGAAGAAGAUGGGAAGAUGAUGAAAGGGUUGAAAUCGACUUGCGAAGUUGCUAGUGAUAUCGGUGUAGCAGCCAGAGUUUUAGUGUUCAGAUAUCUUCGGCGUUUUAUCCUUUUUUCAUUUUUUUGAGUCAGCUGAAACUGCAAGAGAGCUCUGCAGUUUGCUCUAUCAGUUUGUCUUGUUCUUUUUUUUUUUCAGGUUGUUGUGUAACCGCAUCUGUAAUACUGUCUCUUUCAAUAUGAAGGAACCAUAUGUGAUACUGGCACCAUAAUUCAUCCAUCCUCCUGGUCCUGGAGUAUACAA